CCCCCGACCCACGCCAGUCUUUGUUUUGUUGUUGUAUUGUGAAAGAGUAACAGAAGCUCGAGACCGAAACUGAAACUGAAACCCCAAAAGCCGUCAACAGAGAGCAUUCUGUACUCCUACCUGACAUCAUUAUCAUCCUCGUCGUCGUCUCCAUCGUCUCCAUCGUCGUUGCUGUCUGUCUCUCUGUUCUCUCUGCUUUGUCGCCGACUCGCCGUCGUCGUCGUCGUGGUCGUCCGUUGUCGUCUUUAUUUGCGGUUAAAAUAUUUGCGGGCUUCAUCUACAGCAGCGCCGCAUUCGGAAUUGGAUUCGGAAUCUCGUGGCUCGAAUUCGGAUUUGGAUUUUGUGGAUUCGAGAGAUCGCUACAUCCUUGCAGGAGCUGCAGGACGACACCCUGGACACCAGAUUCGCCUGAGGCUACGCGGGCGUAUAAUGCGAUCGCUGCCAUGCUGCUGAGACACCGCCUGGACAACGGCUAAGGGCUUAAAGGAGGAGACUUCAAGGAGCGAAAGAAGCCGCCUACCAACAGGCGACGAACGACGCACGACAAACAAGGAUGCCGAGCCUUGGCCUGACCACGCUGCUCUCUCUGUGGCUGGUCCUGGCGGCAGUGGCAGAUCCCCACGGAUCCCUAGUUGAAGAAGCAACCACAAGGAUCAGUACCACUUCCCGUCCCACUCUCUUUGGCCUCCACACGGACGAGCUGAUGGCGGGGGAGGGAGAACUGGUGGUGCCACGUCGCGUGCACCCCGACGGCGCCUUCAUGACACACUCGCUGGAGUAUGCUCACGAUCGGGAUCACCGCCUGCAACGACAGCGACGCAGCCUGCCGGAUCAGGGGCAGGAGGAAGCAGAGCUGCAUCUGCAGCUGCCCCUGCGGAACGGGACGCUGCACCUGGAACUCACGCCCCACAGCUAUUUCCUGGCCCCCCAUCUGGUGGUGGAGCGACACCGUCGGGACCUGCGCACCCGCUCGCCCCUCUCCGAGAAGCAUCUGAGCUGCCACUUUCACGGGAAGGUGCGGGGCCAGCCAGCGACCAAUGUGGCCAUAUCCACCUGCUCGGGGCUGGUGGGGCACAUCCGGACGGCCAGCAAUGAGUACUUCAUUGAGCCGUCCAAGCAGCACGAGCCGCAUCCGGAGCACGGCCAUCCGCACGUGAUGUUCCAGCGAUCCUCCGUGAAGGCGAAGCCACAGCCUGGCAGAAAGCGCAGCAAUCGCAAAAGAGCAGGAGCAGGAGCAGCGGGUGGGGGAGGAGCUGCGGCAGGCUCAGGCAUUAGCAAUUGCGGCACUCGUGAGCCCAGACGCCGCAUGGAGACACGCUUGGAGUGGCAGGCCAGGGGCAAGGUGAAGAUCCAGGGCGGACGUCAGAUACGUCGCCAUCAUCAUCAUCACGGUCGCGGUCACGGUCACGGUCACGGUCAUGGUCAGGGGCAUCGGGGGCAGCAGCUGCAUCGCCGGCAGCAUCGUCGCCAUCGCCACCACCAGCAGUCGCACACGAAAUUCAAGUACGAGACGCACACCCAGGAACGGGAACAGGGACAGGGGCACAAGCAGAAACGCUCCAUAAGCAGCCCCAGGCAUGUGGAGACGCUGAUUGUGGCCGAUGCCACAAUGACGGCCUUCCACAAGGACCUCAACGGCUAUCUGCUGACAAUCAUGAACAUGGUAUCGGCCCUGUACAAGGACCCCAGCAUCGGCAACUCCAUUGAGAUUGUGGUGGUGCGCAUCAUACGGCUGGACGAGGAGGAGUCCCAGGAGCAGCUGAAUCUCACACAGAAUGCCCAGAAGAAUCUCGAUCGCUUUUGCAGCUGGCAGCACAAGCUGAACAAAGGCAGCGAAAAGGAUCCGCACCAUCACGAUGUGGCCAUUCUGAUCACGCGGAAGAAUAUUUGCGCCAACAACUGCAUGACCCUUGGCCUGGCCAACGUUGGGGUGUGCAAGCCCAAGCAGUCGUGCAGCGUCAACGAGGACAAUGGCAUCAUGCUGGCCCACACGAUCACCCACGAACUGGGCCACAACUUUGGCAUGUUCCAUGACACGGCCAAGAUCGGCUGCCAUCCGCGGGUGGGGCCCAUUGUGCACAUCAUGACGCCCACCUUCGGAGCGGACACGCUGCAGGUUUGCUGGUCGAACUGCAGCCGCAAGUACAUAACGCAUUUCCUCGACCAGGGCCUGGGCGAGUGCCUCGACGAUCCGCCAACGCCGCUGGACGAGUACAACUAUACGGGCGAGCUGCCCGGGGCGCGAUACAAUGCACGCGGCCAGUGCCGGAUGCAGUUCAACCUGACCACCGACAGCGAGGUGGGCGCCUGCUCCGCCCCGCACGAGUUCUGCUCGACGCUGUGGUGUCGCGUGAACGGCGAGUGCGUGACCAAUAUGCGGCCCACGGCGCCUGGCACUGGCUGCGGCCGGAACAAGUGGUGCCAGAACGGCAAGUGCGUGCGCCGCGAGGAGCUGGCGGCCCUCAACGGGGGCUGGGGCAACUGGAGCGAGUGGAGCGAGUGUUCGCGCAGCUGCGGCGGUGGCGUUUCCACGCAGCAGCGCGAAUGCGACUCCCCCGUGCCGGCCAACGGCGGCGUCUUCUGCAUUGGGGAGCGCAAGCGGUACAAGAUCUGCCGCAAGCGGCUCUGCCCGGAGCAGGAGCCGAGCUUCCGGGCCCAGCAGUGCGCCCGCUACGACAAUGUGAGCUACCAGGGCGCGACCUACAAGUGGCUGCCCUUCUUCGACAAGAACAACCCCUGUCGAUUGUUCUGCAGCGAUGUGGACGACACGAUAAUCGCCAACUGGGGCGAGACGGUGCUGGACGGAACGCCCUGCACGCUGGGUACCAACAACAUGUGCAUCGACGGCAUCUGCAAGAAAGUUGGUUGCGAUUGGAUCGUUGACUCGGACAUGCAGGACGAUCGUUGCGGUGUCUGCGGCGGUGCUGGCGAUCAGUGCAAACCGGUGAGGGACACCUACGUGGAGCCCUUCAGCGCCAAGGAUGGCGCCUACGUGGAGAUUGUCAGCAUACCGUCACGCGCCCGCCACAUCCUCAUCAGGGAGCAGGCCAAUUCGCCGCACUUCCUCGCCAUCGGCCGGUCCCAGAGCCCAGACAAGUUCUACCUGAACGGCGACAGCCUGAUCUCCAUGCCCGGUGAAUUCGAGAUCGCCGGCGCCGAGAGCCUCUACGAUCGCAUUGACGAGCAGGAGACCAUCAAAAUACCUCAGCCCAUACAGCAUUCCAUAUCGGUAUACGCGAUCGUUCGCGGCAACGAGAGCAAUGCUGGCAUUUACUACGAGUUCACGCUGCCCCCGUUCAAUGUCAGCGCUGGACGACAGUAUCUGUGGCGCCUGAGCAACUGGACCCUGUGCUCGGCCAGCUGCGGUGGCGGUGUCCAGCAUCGGGAGCCAAUUUGCCAGGAGAAUGGCAAGGUGCUUGUCGACAAGUUGCCGUGCUGGACGCAUGCGAAGAACAAGCGGCCGCUCCGCCAGACGCGCUCCUGUUCGGAGCAGCAGUGUCCGGCCCACUGGUGGCCGGGUCCCUGGCAGUUCUGUCCGCUGACCUGCCGCCAGCCGGGCAGUCCAAUGCCGCAGCGUCGUCGCUCGGUUGUGUGCCUGGAUCAGCACGAUGUGGUCGUGGCCGACAAUCAGUGCGGCCUCCUCACCCGGCCCCCGGAAACGGAGCCCUGCGAGGCAUCACUGCCCGAGUGCCGCCCCAGUGCCGGGGAGUGACGAGCCACGGAUCGAUGAAUGGAUAUUUAUUGCUAUCUAAUAGACCUAGACCGAAACGGGAACAUCACGCGUAAAAAUACAACAUAUUUAUUUAGCGAGUAAGCAUUUCGAUGGUCGGUAGGAAUCGACUAAUGUGUGUCCCCCCGCCCUCCCUUCGAUGGACUCUUUCGAUCAACGAUACGAAUAUCGAUGGAUUGCGUUCCUGGGUAUCGCGGGCAUCGGACAUAUUGCAGAUGUACUUAACUUAUGAUACGCACACACAAACAAACAAAAAAAAAAGAAAUAAAAUAUAUAAUUUAGGAGUAAUUCUUAGUCAA
Messenger RNA from Drosophila obscura, 4029 nucleotides. It is a transcript of the gene AdamTS-B, whose product is annotated as A disintegrin and metalloproteinase with thrombospondin motifs 7. Gene Ontology annotation, biological process: proteolysis; extracellular matrix organization. Gene Ontology annotation, cellular component: extracellular matrix. Lineage: Eukaryota; Metazoa; Arthropoda; Insecta; Diptera; Drosophilidae. Gene Ontology annotation, molecular function: metalloendopeptidase activity. The record is from RefSeq and is a predicted model, not a curated record.